AUGGCAAACCGUGAAGGAGAGGUGGUAUGCGUCACCGGCGGCAGCGGUUUCAUCGGCUCGUGGAUCGUCCAGUUGUUUCUUCACCGCGGCUACACCGUCCACGCUACCGUAAAAGAUAUCGGCGAUGAGAGAGAAACGAAGCACCUGCAGGCCAUGGAUGGAGCCGACACACGUCUCCAUCUCUUCCAGAUGGAUUUACUCCGGUACGACUCAAUCGUCGCCGCCGUAAGAGGCGCCGCCGGCGUGAUCCACGUGGCUUCUCCCUGUUCCGUCGAUCGAGUCCACGAUCCCCAGCGGGAGCUGUUGAAUCCGGCGGUUAAGGGCACCGUUAAUGUACUGACUGCGGCCAAGGAGGUUGGGGUUGAGCGCGUGGUCGUCACGUCGUCUUUAUCGGCCAUGGUUAUCUGCCCAGACUGUAUGGUUGAUGCGGCUCGGAAUGAGGAUUGCUGGGCUGAUGAGGAGUCCUGCAAGCACAAGGGGCUUUGGUAUCCUCUUUCUAAAGUCCUUGCUGAAAAAGCUGCAUGGACAUUCGCUGAGAGAAAUAGCCUGGAUAUUGUGGUGGUGAACCCUGGAACAGUCCUUGGUCCAAUUAUUCCCCCAGCAAUAAAUGCAAGCAUGCUAUUGGCUCGAAGCCUCCUUCAGGGCAAGGAAAUUCCUGCAGAGUUCUUUAUGGGAUUCGUGCACGUUCAAGAUGCGGCUUUUGCACAUAUACUAGUAUACGAAAACAAAGCUGCAACAGGAAGGCACCUGUGUGUUGAGUCUUUAUCCCAAUAUGAUGAUUUCGCUGCUAAGUUAGCACAACUUCACCCCGAGUACAAGAUUCCGAGGCUACCAAAGAUUGCUAUACCUGGAGUUGAAAUUGGAGGUGCAUCAAAGAAGCUAAUAGACUUGGGCCUAGAAUUCAUUCCACUGGAGCAAAUUGUCAAGGAUUCUGUUGAAAGCUUAAAGAGCAAAGGUUAUCUUUCUUGA
Molecule: messenger RNA, 969 nt
Organism: Striga hermonthica
Lineage: Eukaryota; Viridiplantae; Streptophyta; Magnoliopsida; Lamiales; Orobanchaceae
Source: the annotation of a GenBank genome assembly